AGGAGUGGAAGUUUAAGGAGUAACCGCCGCUUAUCCCGCAGACCCGCAGGUGUCAGCACGCAGCGAGUGAUCAGUGUAGAUGACCGAGACAUCGUAAUGUACUAUGAAAAUCAUUGAAAGACAGCAUCCCUAAGAAGAAACUAUAGCGCCUUGACGACGCUAGAAAGUGUGACCACGACUUUCCGUAAAGUUUAGAACGGCAACCGCAUUUCCCUCUCCCUCUUCUGAGAUCUGUAAUUUACGUAACGUGUCGAGCGAUCCAAGAGUUUUUCCUAUCAGGUCAAGAACUCACACAUCAUCAUGAUCAACAGUGUUGAGAUCGUCACGAGACCGCUGUCGUGAAUCUUUACCAUCACCAUCAACCGCAUCCUCUUUGCAUUCGCCUGUGUCUCUCCCUUCUGUGUCUCCACACACGAACACACCUAGGCACGCUUACUCACUCGUUUAUUCGCUCUUUCGCUUGUUCGCACGCUCAUUCCUUCGCUCACCCACUGGUUCGCUCACAUAUACUCAUACAUGCAUAAGGCGCACACUCGUUGACUACCUGACAAGAACUCGAGCUCGGCCAGUCACGUGGCCACUGAUCGCGAAGGAUGUUUGUGGGACCGCAAAGUCAGUCCGUGGCGGUCGGUCCGUUGAGAAAGAGAGGAUAGAAACGUUAUCGGGUGGAAGAGGAAGAGGGAAAGGACUGAACGGAGGAGGAGAUACUGGAUCGGGGAUACCGCCUGGGGUCUCGGGAUCGUCGCUGUUUUAACUACCUGUCCAAAGGCAUUCGUUGCGCGAUCGUUUCGGCUUAUUCCUCGUAGUUCACCGAAUCAAAGUUUUCAAGUGUUUCUCAAGUGAUUGGUUCCUAUCAUCACGGGAGCAAGAGAAGUCUUGAAAGGAGGCAUCAUUGAUGCGAUCAUGACGUAGGAAUCAAUAGUGUUUUAAUUUAUUUUAGAAAAGGAGAAGGAAUUGCCAAUUUGUGCGUUAGAAAGUGUGGAUUUCGGUGCACUGAAACGUGGAAGACGCGAUGUGACGUCAAGCGAGACUCGGAAGUGACUGCUGAAGACGCGCGAAUGAUGCGAAGACGAAGUGGCUCGAGUCAAAGAAGAUGAUUUUCUUUCAUUCGAAAUAACAAUACAUAAAUUAAAUUAAAUUCUUGGUUCUUCCAACAAAAGUUUUUCUGUUACUUCCUCUGUCCUAUAAUAAAGGAAGAAUAAAAAAGUUUUAUAUAAAGAAAUUUAAUUGCCGAAUUUGUUAAAAAUAAAUUUUGAUACGCUUCAGAAAAAAAAAUAGAAAAGAAGUCCUUUGUCAGGACCAUUGAAUGGUUGGUGCGCACUGUGAAUCGCGGCAUGCGAUAGAAAGUUUACUUACAAAAGGCGGCAAGUCAGGUUGCCUCGUUCGUUCACAAAGAAGCGGGUUCGCCGGAUCUGCUCGUACAUUCUUCAUGGAAGGAAAGCUCGAGCGAUCGAGAUAGAAAGGCGACUAUCGAGGCCGUAACGUCAUCUUGAAGAUCAGCUUCAAUGACAAGCUGAAGAGAGAAAGAGACAGAGAAAGAAAGAAAGGAAAAGGGCGAAAUGCGCGCGAAAUAAAUUCCUGUAUUGAGAAUCGGAAGUGGCUUCUUGAAGUUUUUAAUUGACAUGCACGAGGAAUAUUUUGCGACGUAAUUCUCGCGAUUGUGUGCAAAAUCACAGGUCGAUUCCGCUCAUCGCGAUCGCGAACGAAGAAGUAUUUGAGAAAUUGAAGACAACCGCGCAUGAAGCUAUUAGCGAACGAACGAAGGCACGUUUCGUGGCUCCCACAGAAUUGUAUGCAAAAUCGCGUCGGCGAUAUCGCGAGGCAUCGACGCGAUCGCGACCCGCUUACGAAUAAAGAGGACGAGGCGGACUCGAGGGGAGAAACGAAAGAGAAGAAGCGAAAGAGAAGGAAACGCGGCGAAUCGAGGGUACGCGCAGCAAGAUUGCGGUGAUUUCGCUGGCGCAACAGUGUGUGGAAUCAUGUGGCGACGUUGCACAACAUUCCCGUCAUCUCCGAUCGGCAUUUAAAGCAUGCUCGUCCGUGCGUUUUAAGGAAAUAAGAUAAUUCCAAGAAACGCACGCCUCGCGAAUCAUACCUCCGGGCUGCAAGAUUUUAUACAAAGAUAUCCAACGGCUAUUAUAUUCGUCUCCGACUGACAAUACAUCACAAUAAAAUUGCAAACAACGAAUUCCUAUCCGAAGAAUUUUACGGAUGAUGAAAUACUGCUGAUGCGAGAAAUUUGCCAAGCUCACAAAAUAUGCCUCGCUUGCUGAGUUAUUUACCGCGUUCUUCGAUUCUGUUGGCUUAUAAUAAACACGCAUGCGAUAAGAACGAUAAACGUCGCUUCUUAUCUUGAGAGAAUUUUGAACGAAGCGCAAUCUUUGUCGUUUACGUGCGAGGUGAAGGUACCUCAUGUUACUACUGACAUUUAGUAUUGUGUUUAGUAAUAGUAGUAAUAGCAUAGAUAUUUUGUAUUGACGUAACCACGAGUCAAGAUUGUGCAGUUAGUUGGCUCGAAAAGUAAAAUUCGUUUUUUGCAUACGUAUAAGUAUGUCGUCAUAGAGAAUGAGCAAUCGCUUUGAAGGUUAGAAGGUUUGAAAGACGAGCGGAAUGCAGCUGGCAAGUCAAAGGCCUCAUCCGCCUCCGGUGCCACCUCGACCGAGUCGGCAGGUGGUUGCCGAGGCCCUUAAGAGAUCGCCAAGGCCGCCCUGUCCCACUAGGCAGGCACCACCGCCGCCAAACACGAAACCCUGGAGAUCCGAUCAGCAACAGCAGCAGCAGCAGCAACAGAUGGACCCAACGGGUGGACGUACAACUGUAUACGAAUCCCUCAAGGAGUGCACGAAGGAUUGCAAGGACGAGAAUGUAUCCAACGACAGAAAUUCACGAGAUCGCAACCAGACACGAAAUACAGACACAAUUGUUGAGGAUAACCGGUCAGAGAAUGGAAACAAAGUUAUCUCGUCUCACGAUCAACAUCACAGACUUGGUACCGGUUCAGAAAAGCCUUAUCCCACGGGGAACGUUCCAGUGAAUAUCGUGCGGAAGCGCAACAGUCUGACCGAGGAUCAACGGCCGCAACGUAAGCUGGAGAUCCGAAGAAAUUCCCGCGGGAAAGACCUAGCCGGUGCUCUGCCAUAUCAUCGUGACCGAUGGAAGAAGUUUCCUGAUAAAGAUCAGCAAAGAAAGAAUAGUGUCGUCACCUCGACUGAGAAAUUCGAAACGGCACUGACAGCGACGAAACCAUCGGUGGCUAUUCGAGCUAUCAACGUGUCCUUCGAAGACGAGCAUCGUGCCUCGUCCUCCAGUCCGGAUUCCGCUCGAGGGCGAGUCACAGUGAGUCACGCGGAAAAAUGCAACGGCGAUUCGGAGAGAGCAGAUGAGCACAACGCCCGAUCGACGAGUCCUGAUGAGCAACAAUUGCAACAACAGCAGGAAACGUUCGUGGCUAGUGGAAAGCUCGGUAACGAAGAUGUCAAGAAUCUGUCUCCUAUUGAGAAAUCGACGAAUAUCUCGAGCGUUGACCGCGCUGCCACCACGUUGCUCGUCGUCGAUGAAUCGGAGCGUAAAAUUGCGCCCAGCGACCAAGAGGACAGUAACGACAACGAUAGCGACAAUAAUAUCCACCGGCAGGACUGGCUGGAGGCGGGGGUUCGUUACUCUUCCACGCAGAUUACUUUGCAUGGAGAUGAUGGCGACGACACCGACACCGUCGACGUAGGUCAAGUCAAUGGUUAUGAUCAUCGCGAAGAGGAGAGAAUAACUGAUCUUGAUUUCAUCAGUAUUCAAGAAAGGAUUGCGAUGUCUUCCCUACAAGGAUUACCCCCGUUACCGAGAAGUUUGAGUGGCUUCAACCUGAGCGGUCGCGGCGAGAGCGGCGAGCCGCCUCCACCGCCCACGAGGUCGUCCAGUAAAUCCCAAAGAGGCAGCAAAACGUCGCUGCAAACAUCGUCAUCGAGGCCGUCUCCACCUGCCAGACAACUUACUACCUUGGAUACCCAACUGGCAGUGCUCAGGAGAGAAAUGUUUGGUCUGCGGCAGCUUGAUCUCUCGUUAUUGUCUCAAUUGUGGUCCUUGAACGAGUCGAUCCAGGAGUUCCGACAAUUGCUGCAGGAACAAGAGGAUCGAGCGCCUUCGCCGUCGCCCAGCAGCGAAGAGGGAGAAGAUAUAACUUACGGGGUGCAUCCGCCGCCGCCACCAAGAAGACCAGCACCCACGCUGCAUCAUCGACCGCCACGACCUCCCAGGCCACCCAGGCCAUCAGCCAGUGACGAGUCACCAUCGAGUGAGGAGUACGGGGCCGUUUGACGUAUCGUCACCGAGAGGAAGAAGUACUCAAAAAGGUCUCGGUCCUCUCAUCGCACCUAGAAUGGUGUUCCAGCGAGCGUCAGUAUCUCCGAAACACGAGAAAAAACCUCAGAGAUUUUCGUGAAAAUGAAAACUGCGACUAUCAAAAUCGGUGGUCAAGAUUCGCGCGUGCACGCGCAUCGUGAUAUUCGAUUACGAAUUGCUGAUUCCUAAGAAGUACCUGCAACGUCGCUUGCAGAACCAUUCGAGAUCGCGGUUCUUUAAUUUGUGACCGAAAUUGAUGAUUGAAUCGGUCGGCUAAAAGAUUAUUUCGCGAUAGAUUAGUCGUGGUCGCGCGUACGGUGCUAUCUGUGUAACUAUCUGGAGAAGUCCGCUUUUCCCGCAGGCUGUCGUUUAGAGAACUAUUCGACAUUAUCUGUGACCGCUAUUUCAGCACGGAAGGAUUGAUGAUCGAAUCAAAACUCGACGGUAGAAGACCGCAGUAAUUCAGUCACCAAUACGCGAAAGUUGUUUUACAUAUGCAAGAUAAUAAUCACUUCUCACAGAAUUUCUGCCCGGAGAAGAGCCUCGACUUGCCAAUUUGCAAUAAUGACAUUCCGCAUAUAUCGCGCUCUAAAAAAGGAAGGACUCGAUUGCCGCGAGUGAGAGAGCUGAUUUCAGCUCGGCGCGUCGCUCUCCUCUCUACUUGUGAUAACGCUCGAAGGGGCCUUUGAUUAAUGAUAAUCGCACCCAUUUGUGCGGAUUAAGAUUUCUCCGCGACUCCGCUCUGCCAUAGAGCAAUUGUAACAGAUCCGAGCCCAAAGCACCGCGAUUCUUUCGUGUUGUGAUCCAAGAAAAGACGUAAUUCUUUGGCAUCACCAGCCGAGAAGCAGUGACUGAUGAAAGAAUCAUAGAUGUUCUCUUCCAUGUUUUUUAAUACUGUUGCAUACCUGUCGCAAAACUUAUCCUCGUUGCUGCCGUCGGGUUAUCUGCGCAAUUAGAUCUGCCAUACACGCGAAGAGGAUGGACAAAUUUAAUAUCUUUUAAAAGCAAUAUUUAACAGAAUUUGUAAAUGUUUGAUUUCUAGACAUUACAGAUAUAUAAAACAAGCCUUAUAGAUAUAUAGUACCUUAUACCAAGUCUUCGCGUGUACGACAUUUUUGGGAAAAUGAAAUUGUCAAUGUUCCACGACGCCCUUUCGUGUAGAUUAAUACUGUGUAAAGAUAUGUAAGACUAUGUGCAAAAUA
Messenger RNA from Atta colombica, 5534 nucleotides. Its product is annotated as protein FAM89B-like. The record is from RefSeq and is a predicted model, not a curated record. The coding region runs from base 2611 to 4308 and encodes 565 amino acids. NCBI's taxonomy places the organism in Eukaryota, Metazoa, Arthropoda, Insecta, Hymenoptera, Formicidae. The transcript is spliced from 4 exons.